UGUUGGAGCUCAUCGAUAAGUUCCCAGCGUGUUGCUGCAGCGUCAUUCUAUUUGAAUGAAGUUGACGCUAGUAACUACGAGCUAAGUCAUUCGCGCCCCGGCAGACUGGAAACAGGAAGGAACACACAAGAACAGCUUGUCAAACAUGCCGCUUUUUUCAGUCAACGUGAAAUGGGGCAAAGAGAAGUUUGAUGCCGUGGAGCUGAACACCGAGGAGCCUCCCAUGGUGUUCAAGGCUCAGCUCUUUGCCCUGACAGGAGUGCAGCCCGACAGGCAGAAGGUGAUGGUGAAGGGAGGCACUCUCAAGGAUGACGAGUGGGGAAAUAUAAAGCUGAAAAAUGGAAUGACUCUGCUGAUGAUGGGAUCAGCCGAGGCUCUGCCUGAAGAACCUGCGGUGAGGCCCAUGUUUGUAGAAGACAUGACUGAAGAGCAGCUGGCCUCUGCCAUGGAGCUUCCUUGCGGUUUGACCAACCUGGGCAACACGUGCUACAUGAACGCCACAGUGCAGUGUCUGCGCUCUGUACCUGAGCUCAAGACAGCGCUCAGAAAGUAUUCAGGUGCACUGCGGUCCUCAGGUGCCAGCGCACCGUCACAGUACAUCACAGCAGCUCUGCGAGAUUUAUACGAGACCAUGGACAAGACCUCCUCCAGUCUGCCUCCCAUCAUCUUGCUGCAGUUCCUCCACAUGGCCUUUCCACAGUUUGCAGAGAAGGGAGAUCAGGGACAGUACAUGCAACAGGAUGCUAACGAGUGCUGGCUGGAGAUGAUGAGAGUCCUUCAGCAGAAGCUGGAGCCAAUAGAAGCAGAGACUCCAAUGGAGACCGAGUCCGAGGGCGCUUCCGCCUCUUCCAAGAAGAACUUCAUCGACCAAUACUUUGGUGUAGAAUUUGAAACAACUAUGAAAUGCACAGAGUCUGAGGAGGAGGAGCCAAUAAAAGGCAAGGAGAGUCAACUUCAACUCAGCUGCUUCAUCAAUCAAGAAGUCAAGUAUCUCGCCACGGGACUAAGGCUGAGACUUCAGGAAGAAAUCACAAAAAUGUCCACAAGCUUGGACAGAAAUGCUCUUUACAUCAAAUCUUCAAAGCUGAGUCGUCUUCCUGCCUACUUGACUGUGCAGAUGGUUCGUUUUUACUACAAAGAGAAAGAGUCCGUCAAUGCCAAAGUCCUCAAGGACGUGAAGUUCCCCCUUCUGCUGGACGUGUACGAGCUGUGUACUGCCGAGGUGCAGGAGAGCAUGCUGGCUGUCAGGUCAAAGUUUAAGGAGAUGGAGGACAAGAAGUUGGAGAAGCAGCAACAGAAGCUGACAAAGAAAACUACAGUCAAAGAAGUCAAGUAUCAACCUUUUUCUUUCCCUGAUGACGUUGGCUCCAACAACAGCGGUUACUACGACCUUCAGGCAGUGUUGACACAUCAAGGUCGCUCCAGCUCGUCAGGUCAUUACGUGGGUUGGGUGAAGAGGAAAGAAGACGAGUGGGUGAAGUUUGACGACGACAAAGUGAGCGUGGUUUCUCCAGAGGACAUCCUCAGACUGUCUGGUGGUGGUGACUGGCACAUAGCGUACGUUCUGCUCUACGGACCGCGACGGCUGGAAAUAUUGGAGGAGGUGGAGGAACAAUAGUGUCUGGCUGGCCAGGAGGGGGCGACACACAACAAAUUGUCAUCUACAGUCAUGUCACCUCCGCUUCCUGUAAACUUAAAAUAGUGAGCUUAAAAACAUGGACUGGAUGAAAGAGCAGAUGUUUUCUACACAUUGUCUAUUUUUAAAGCCUUUGACUUGGUGCUUGUCAUGGCUUUGCCUUUUGCUCACGUCCUCUCCUGCUCAACUUCUCUGCCAAAUACAAGUCUUACUGUGUAAAAAUGUAA
Nerophis lumbriciformis (worm pipefish) is the source of this 1863-nucleotide messenger RNA. It is a transcript of the gene usp14, whose product is annotated as ubiquitin specific peptidase 14 (tRNA-guanine transglycosylase). Gene Ontology annotation, biological process: protein deubiquitination; proteasome-mediated ubiquitin-dependent protein catabolic process; regulation of proteasomal protein catabolic process. Lineage: Eukaryota; Metazoa; Chordata; Actinopteri; Syngnathiformes; Syngnathidae. Gene Ontology annotation, molecular function: cysteine-type deubiquitinase activity; protein binding; proteasome binding. The record is from RefSeq and is a predicted model, not a curated record.